This is a messenger RNA of Zychaea mexicana, 954 nucleotides long. RefSeq lists its product as uncharacterized. The record is from RefSeq and is a predicted model, not a curated record. The transcript has 11 exons. Lineage: Eukaryota; Fungi; Mucoromycota; Mucoromycetes; Mucorales; Lichtheimiaceae. Bases 1 to 954 code for a protein of 317 amino acids.
AUGUUACAUAUAACAUAUAGCAAAGCUCAACUAGACAAGGAUAAGCUGUUGGAUCGUGAUUGUAUGACAGGACUGCAACUGCAAAUAAAAAAGAUCAUUGAUUACCUUACCAACAACGAAUCACCUACUGUCACUCUUUGCAGUGACACCGCAAAGUGGGUCAUCAAGGGAGUACCAAUCACCGAACAUCUUAUUAGAUACAGACAAGAACCCAUUGACAAAGCAAAUGUGUGGAACGAGAUGGUUGAAGAAUGUGAUGAACAGUAUCAUAUUAAAGAUUUACUGAUGGACACCAUCACUUGCAUUCACCAAUUCACAAAGGCUGCAAGAAAAGACUUUACAAAAUGCAAGCCAAUUAUUAAGCAGCUUCCCGACAAUUUGUUCGGAUAUAAUGAAAGAAUUGAGUGUUCAUUACGAAGUCUUAUUGAUACCCACUCACCCGAUGCGUCUGAAAAAGCUAUAAAAAUGGAAAGCUCGUUCACACUCGAUGCUAUCGAUCCCGUUCUUCUGCCGUUUUUUAAAGAAACUGAUUUGAUUACGCGAAAAGGCACUGAUGGCCAAGUUACCGGAUCGAAAGUAAGAAGAGGAAAAGUAGGACGCUUUGUGGAUUUGUCGAUGGUAUUCGAAUUCGCGGGUAUGCCCGAACAAACAUUGGUAAUUGUGGAAAUCAAGGCGCCUUCCAAGGUUGCUGACGGUAGCAGACCUGAUUUCAUAAAAAUGGCAAAUGAAAUGAAAGAUAGCAUCGAUAAUUUCAUUGAAGAAGGAUUCGAUGAUGAUGAAAUUUUUGCUACUGGAAUUUUAGUGGAAGUUUUUGUGAUGGAUCCCAAAUACCAAGCGACAUACCAUCUAAUGCCCCGUUGCAUUUUCUACUUGCCACAGUCAUGGCACAACUUUAAUGUGCUUCCUGAAGCAUACGAAGCAAUGGUAGCAGUAAGAUUUAAAUAUAAUUAUUAG